GCUCAUUGUGCAUCAGAGAGCCGGACGUCAUCGGCUGGCCAAUCAGUGGCUCCCGCUAGGCAGCCUCGGGGUCUCGGUGGGGGGAGAAGGGACUCGCUAGAAGUCUUCCCUCUAAUAUCUCGCUCUCCUGGUUACUUGGUGUGGUCCCUCUUUAGAGGAAGAAAGAUGUUCUGAAUGAGAAACAAAGACGGAAAUCCUUCAGCAAAUCUGUAUUUAAGUUGAAACUUAGGAAACUUAUUUCUUUUGCAUAUGGAAAUCCGGAAGGUCAGCGACUUAGACUCAAAGUUUGGGAGCUACUGAGCAGACCUUUUCAAGUGGCUUUGUAUAAACAAAAAGGAGGCAGGAAAAUGACCUAAUUAGCAACAAGCGUGACAGACAACCUGGUGUAAAUGUGUUGGUGGUAAUUCCCCCCAGUUUCGCCCACAAGGAAGACACAUGCAUCAGCGCACUGCCCUUCCCUUCCUGCCACUGGCCCCAGUCCUCCAUGGAUUCUUACAGCUUACACUUUGAGAGAAUGAACAACGUGGACCUGCAUCCUCUGAGCCUGCCUGUCAGUCGGCUCUCCCCAGCCAAGUCCAACAGCAGCAUCGCCGACCAACUUGCCCAUCACCAACACGGCAAAGGAGACUCUGCCUAUAGCUCCUUUUCUGGCGGGUCAACUGCCCCAGACUACCCCUCUCCCUUUCUCACGGAUGACCUACAGUCCAGUUCCCUCCACUAUGCUGAUCUCAAGUAUGUAAAGUCCAUUUACCAUCCGACCCAGGUUCUGCAGUCUGACUCAAAGACCAUGGACCAGCUCUAUCGCUCUGUGGAAGCGUUCUCCCAGCAGUACCGCAGCAAUGACAACAUCAAUGCAAACCACCACAAUGGCAAUGAGAGUUUCCACACCAACAACAAAGCACUCUCUAAACAAGAGGUGGCUUCAGGGGCUCCGUCCCAAGGUGCUUACCCUCCAGUCCGUCCUCCUCCAGUUCCAGCACGCUUGGAUAGUUUCAUAGCUACGAAAAACUUGGAGAACACCAGGGUCCACCGCCACAGUGCUGAGUUUCAACCCCAGCAGCCACAGCCUCAACAACAGCCCAGACCCCACAAUCGACAGUCCCAUGGUCUGAAUGGCUCAAGGCCUGAGACUGCUAACCCAGGUACAGGAAGCCUCAAUUCUGACCCAGUGUACUCAGUUUGGAGGGGCUCUCAACCGCAACAGCCACAGGCCCAGCAACCAUCAAGCCACCGCCCCCACCUCCAGCCUCAUGAUCAGACCAGGGUGCCGUUGAACCCAGAAUACCUUUUCAUUACAGAUAACAAAGCUGCCUCUGAGCAGCAGAAGUCAACAAACAUCCUAAGCCGAUCACCUCCCCGAGGUACGAGCCAGUCUGAGCACCAGAAACGCAGACAGCUCUCAAGCAGCGAUGCAUGUAACGGAGACCAUCACAAGUUCGGUGGUAGCAGUAGCCAUUUUGAGAGUCAACGCAAAAGGUCACACUCGGCUCACGAUUGGCUUGGUUCGGAGCCAGCCCGAGCCUCCAGCCCCUGGAAUUCAGGUCAGAGUUUUAUCAACAGCAGCAUCCAGCACAAGGGUCAGUUUUACUUCGUCACGGGAGUGUGUAAGCUGUCGGAAUCUGGUACGAGGACACACUCUGCAUCUGUGUGUGGGUCGGAGACUGGGAGUGAGAGCUCCACUGUGUUGGAGACACACCAGCUCAGAGAGAAAGAAAGAUGCCACAGCACAAUGGACAAUAUGUUUCGACCUCUCCAAGAGAGCUCUCGCUCUUCUAGUGGUGUGAUUCCAGAUGAGAGAGAGGUUUUCACUUCUGUGUCUCAGGGCAAGGACCUGUCCUUUAGGAACCAGGAUCAGGAGAAUCGCAGACUCUCCCUCAUCUCGAUGCAGUCCUCUCGAAGCUUUGAAACCUUAGAAGAAAUCGACAUGACGCAGAGUCGGGAUAUUGGCCGCCACACUGCGAACAACCCAAUAUUCUACUGUGGACCUGACAGAAACUGUUCACCACAUGCAUCCACACAAACGAAGGAUGUCACUUCACUGAUCAGCAACGAACCACCACACAAAAGAGAGGAGCAAGCAAAGAGAGGGAAACGGCAGCCCCUGGGAGAUGUAGCCAGCGAGAGGAUAAACAAAGAAACAACCCCGCUUCUGUACCACCUUACUGGAGCCAGCAGGGCAGCAUUACAACCUAAAAAGAGUUCUGAUUUCAGUAUGAAAGGCAAAGAAGCAAUCGUAAACAAAACGGGCCAUGGAGAUGUGGCUGUUAACGACAAUGAGAGAGCUCCAAAAAGUGACACAAGCAAGAACGACAGAGGGGAACUUAUCUCAGCCUGUAACACACUAGAUGACUCAUUUAAAAAGUACUACAAAGAAAAGCUGAAGGACGCCCAGUCUAAAGUCUUAAGGGAGACGUCAUUUAAAAGGAGGGACCUGCAGCUGUCAUGGCCACACCGCACCAGGCAAAAACCUGAGCUGAGACCUCCAGUGAUCCACACUUUCUCCUUAUCACAGGAUUCUGAGACUUCCACAGACACACUCACUCCCUCUGUGAUCUCUGAGGAGACAGAGAGGGGGAGCAUAGAAGAGGUCAGUGAGAGUCAGAAGGAGAUGGACAAUGAGACUGAAAAGGAAAACGGGAGACCGGAAAAUGUGGCCCAACCUCAGGUAGCGCGCAUUGGAGGCAGGAAGCGUUUGACUCAAGAGCAGAAGAAGAUGUGCUACUCCGAACCGGAGAAACUCAACCAGCUCGGCGGUGGCCCCGUCCACUCUGCUUGCCGCUCUUUCGGCAACGAAGGUGACAUCCUGUUUGCAGUUGAACGUGAGGUUGAAGAGCAUGCACAACAAGGAGAGCAGGGACUGGUUGCUGCGCGGAGAAAGAUGUUCGAGACAAGAGGUCGAGCCCUUUCAGCCUCUAGCGCUUCAAAGACGAACUUAAAACAUCUGCAACACAAGGCCCUGGUGGAGUACAUGGAGCGGAAGACGGGCCAGAAAGUGGCUGAGCCACAGCAACCAGCGCCUCAGUUACCACCUCCGUCCAGACAGAGGCAUUCUCUGGGGGAGAAACCAUUCGACUGGGGUUCCAGACCUCUAUCAGCAAAUAAUGAAGGCAAAAACACCAAGAAGAAACUCCACAGACCGCACUCUGCAGGACGCAUCCUUGAUUCCUCCACCAGCUCCAUCAGGUAUGCCCAGUUCUUCUCAGCUCAGUCUUGUUCAGGCCAAUAUGCUGGCCAGUCCAAUAAACCCAGAUGGAGGGAGAGUCAAGGUCCAUCUCAGGGGAAGUGUGCCUCAGUGGAGAGUCUCCUGGAUCAGCCAGAACCACCUAGUUUCUUCAGGAACCGAUCGACUUCCACACCACAUGCGUUUGAGGGUCUGCAGGCAGAAGACUAUGAGAUGGAUCCAUUACCAGUUAACACUAUGGAAACCUGGAGUCCUCAGAAAAAUGCCACUGAGGUCUCCAUAGUAAAGCCAGCUCCUGAGGGCCAGCAGCGUGUCCGUGUGGUUGCACAAAGGGGGAAGUCCAUGGAAGAGCUUGGGGCAUCAAAGUUAACCCGACCAUCAGCCAUGAGUAAAAGUUCCGAGCAGCUGGAUCAACUGUGGAGGUGUUCGAGUAGACCAGGAGGACCGGGUGGACUGGACAGAGACAAGAGGAGUGUUUCAUACCUUGGUGACACCAGAGAAGCCCAGGGCCAGGAGAGAGGGAGGAAGAAACAAUACGUAACAGACCAAGCGGCAAAAGAACCAGAGACUGUUGGUCUGAAGAGCACUCAGGGACAGACACAAAACCAAACCCAGAGAAAGUCUUUGUUGAAGCAGAACUCAGAACCGGAGGAGGACGCUACAACAAGGAACUCUAGUAGAUCCACCUCGCCAGCCCCCUCCUCUUCCCGGGCCAGGGUUCACUCUGGACCUCCGGGAAGUCACGGUCCUGUCACAGAUGUAUUCAGGUCCAGUAGACCGCCCAGUGAGACUUCAUCUAACCCACCUUCCCCAAGAGGUCUUGAAACCAGUGAGAAGGAGAUCAAAUCCACCUCGUCCACCCCCACCCAGACAAAGCUUCUUUGUGAAAACAAGCCUAGCUCCAGCAGAGUCAGGACUUCUUCUUCUGGGACUGCAUCAGAGAGAGAGCAGUCAGUGGAUGAACCAGGCAGCAACGGCCAAACGCCUGAUUCAAACCAUGAAGUGUCUCUGAGCUGCGGCGUCACCACAGAUCCAUCACUGUGGAUUCUCCCUCCGGAAGAAGAGAGCAAAGAGGAAGUCCAGACCUCGCCGCUGAAGGACAACGUUUUUGAUGACAGCCCAGCCCCUCCGACGCAGGCAAGCGAAACCUCUACAUCUCCCUGCACCUCCGUCUCUGACGCAAACAUCAGUCAGCAGGUGGAGGACGAGAAAAAUCCAGAAAUGGGACAGGAGAAGACGGGAGAAAACCAGGAGAUGCUGGAGAGGGGAACACCGGAGGGAGAAACAGAGAGCCUGGAGAAGCCCAUGGAGCGACCCCAGUGGGAGGAACUUGUAGAAGCAGUGGUUAAGGCUGACCAAUCGUUGGCCAGAGUGCUGUACCCGCUGGCGAAUCGUAAGACGGCACUUAUGCUGAUGGAGCAGCUGCUGUCAGAGGACACGCUGCUGAUGGAGGAGCACUACAAGAAGAAACAGGAGCAGAAAGGAGCUGUGGAAAGCACUGAAACCGUCGAAGGGGCUGAACCGUCGGUUCCUGACAGCCUCAAACCUCAGUGUGCAGACUUGCAGAGCAAAGCUGACGUCACGGAGAAGAAGCGUCUCUUAGUGUCUUAUAUCGAGUCGCGUCUGCGCUCACUGGAAGAGAUGCGGGGCCCCCUCCAGACGGAGAUUCAGGAGAACGUGGCCCACGGGGAGACUCUAGAGGUGCUGGUGCGUGAGCACUGUCUUCCCGUGGAGCUAGAGAGGUACAACCUGUUCAUAGGAGACCUGGAGAGGGUUGUAAACCUGCUGCUGUGCCUGUCUGCUCGCCUAGCCAGAGUACAGAACGCCCUGAGCACCGUGGACCAACACACGGAUCCUGAGGAGAAGCAAUCUCUGGACAGUCGCCACCGUCUGCUCUGCAAACAGAGGGAGGACGCCAAAGAUCUGAAGGAUAACCUGGACCGGAGAGAGAACCUGGUUUCCACCUUUCUUUCGCGUCAGCUGUCCGCCGAGCAGCUGCAGGACUACCGGCGCUUCGUCCAGACGAAGGCGUCGCUGCUCAUCCGGCAGAAGGACCUUGAAGAGAAGCAGAGACUGGGAGAGGAGCAGCUGGAGGCCCUCUCCAGCAGCCUGAAUCUGUGAAGCCUUCAAAGAAGAUGUUCAAAAAGACACAUGGAGAGAUUUGGCUGUACUUUUCUGGCUCGGUUUGCCCCUUAGACACAAAAGGAGUGGAUUAUAAGUGGUUCAGCUGAUAUCUCCAACCCCUUUGCACACUGUUAUGGCUGUUUGUUCUGUCUUUUUAAAGAGUUGACAGGGCCUUUGGGAAUCCCAUCAUGCCAUCUGCUCUCCUCCCAUAACUAUAGGGCGUACAUGAGAUGACAAAUUGAGACUUUCUGUCAUCUACAGAGGGUGCCCAGAACACUCUCCCACCCAAUCUGCGCCCAUUGUCGGCCUGCACAAUCUGCAGCGUGCAUCUGAAGACGUUUCCCAACAUGUUGUACAUGUUUCCGUUGACUCUGAACAGACGUCUUGAACUGUUUUUGUGUGCCUUGAUUAUUAAUAUUGCUGUGGAACGUUUCGUGUUGUUUUCUCUUAGAGCUGCUGGGUGGAAAUUUUACCUGUUAGCAAUUCAGCCUUCACAUGUUCACACUGUCCUUCACUUUUCAUCAUGAUGGUAGUGCUUACAGUCCUGUAUCUGCACAUGUGGAAACCUAUUAUAAGCUUUAAGGUUGUAUUUUGACCAGUCAGAAGGCUUCAGUGAAAGAGAGUAGCGUGAGAGGGGGCGAUCUGCUGCAUCAUGUCAGUAAAAUGUACAAUAGUUGUAAUAGAUUUAAUCUUUUUAAAUGUUCUUUUUUUUUGUAUGUGUUUCAAAUUAAGGCACUAAAAACCAAAAAGGGUGAAUGAAAAAAAAGCACUUUGAAAUGAUACAUAAAUGCACAUUUCUUCAAAUCAGAUUUGUUUUCAGAUCUCAAGUUGAAAGCCUUACUCCAUCCGUUUAAACAAGAUUUCUCUUUUACUUCUUUUGUUUGUUCUGUCAUUCAUUUUAAAAAAGAAUGACGAGUUAAUGUUUUUUUUUUUUCAAAAGGUGCAUGAGGACACCCAGCAACAUUACAUAUUGUGUACUUUUCCAGCUAAUUUCAUACUUAAAGGUCCAGUGUGUGAGAUUUAGCGGCAUCUAGUGGUUAGGUGGCAGAUUGCAACCAACAAAAUACCCCUCACCUCACCGUCCAAUUCAAGGUGUGAAUGCAAAACUAUGGUAGUCGUGAAACUGGCAAAAAAAGACCCUAUUUGGAGACAGUAUUUUGAUUUGUCCAUUCUAGGCUUUUGUAGAAACAUGGCGGACUCCGUGGAAGAGGACCCCCUUCCUCUGUAGAUUUAAAAUACUCAUUCUAGGGUAAAGAAAGCAUAACAGAAACACAGUUAUACAUAUUAUAGUGUUUUGAUAGAUGUCCCUAAAUCUUACACACUGGACCUUUUUAUUGUUGUUAAAUGUUGAUGAUUUCAUAGUGGAACAGCUCCUCAUAUGGAGGUGCUAAACCUCUUCUAAGAUAACUAAGCAGUUAUGUCCCUUAGUAUUUUCUCCCAAUGUCCCCUUGUCACAGAAGUGACACGAGAUACUUGAAAUACUUUUUUUUGUUUUAAAGAGUAAAGUCCACAACCUUCACUUCAGGUGUCUUAAACUCAUUUUCUAUUCUCUACCUCCUCAGUGUAGCCACUUUUGGACACAUGUAGCAAGUUUAUUUAA
Larimichthys crocea (large yellow croaker) is the source of this 6905-nucleotide messenger RNA. RefSeq names its product shroom family member 1 (gene shroom1). Gene Ontology annotation, molecular function: actin filament binding. Gene Ontology annotation, biological process: actin filament organization. The record is from RefSeq and is a predicted model, not a curated record. The coding region runs from base 485 to 5302 and encodes 1605 amino acids. The transcript has 9 exons. Lineage: Eukaryota; Metazoa; Chordata; Actinopteri; Sciaenidae. Gene Ontology annotation, cellular component: adherens junction; apical plasma membrane; apical junction complex.